Molecule: messenger RNA, 1247 nt
Organism: Phacochoerus africanus (Common warthog)
Lineage: Eukaryota; Metazoa; Chordata; Mammalia; Artiodactyla; Suidae
Product: zinc finger protein 383-like
Exons: 5
Coding region: 495-854 (119 amino acids)
Biological process (GO): regulation of DNA-templated transcription
Source: RefSeq, a predicted model, not a curated record
GGGUGCAGCCAAAAAGCAAAAAAAAAAAAGGCCAGAGUUCAUGUUCUUGGGAUAUGGGAUGCAAGAGAGUAUAUGCGUGCUUUUUGGGGCUGGGGAAUAAAAAAAUGUUCAUGAACAUUACUGUGUGUGCCAAACAGCUCUGCCUCUCUGUACUCUAAUUUGUGUAACUCUAAAGUGGAGUUUUUAACCUACUUUUCAUGUGUAGCAAGAUUCAGCAAACCAUGUUCUUAUGUUCUUGCUCCAGGUAACUCAGGGUGCUUUGUCAUGUUAUGGAGACAGUGUGUUUGUGGUGUGCUCUGUGCAUGGUGUGGAACAGUUUACAGGCCUCUGAUUGUUGGAAGCAGAUAGGCUUCAGAGCUAAUGCCAUUCUUCUUCUCCCUGAGGUCAUCUUUCUUUGGACUUUUCUUGUCUUCAUGAGAGGAAAACCCAGGAGACAUAGAUGGUGGCUGGGUCACCGAUGGAAUCUUCUCAGCACUUAAGUGACCUUCGAGGGCAUGGCUGCGAACUUUACCCAGGAGGAGUGGACUUUGUUGGAUCAAACUCAGAAAGAUCUCUACAGAGACGAGAUGUUGGAGAACUACCAGAAUCUCAUUAUCCCAGGUCACGGAAGCAAGCAACUUAGACUCUACAUACUAUUCCUCAAAUCUAAAGGAAAAUGGCUUCUUUGGAUAUUAGUAUUGAUCGUGACUAGUGCAGGGGAAUUAAUUCUCAUGUGUCAGAAUUGGAUUUGCAGCCUAAAACCUAAAGUCCUACACCUCUUCAGGAUGUUUCUCUGGAAAAACAUCAAACAGAAUUCAAUUGGUGAGGAUCAGGAUUUAAUGGUGAAAGUCGUCCGGGACCCUUUCAAAAGCUGACUUUGUGGAGCAGGCUGCGGAAAGCUGUCACUGCAAUACAUUUCAGAAAAAAGAAGAUGGCUAGGCAUUGCCGACAACAAAGGUAGGUGCUCCUCUUUGACCUUACAACCAAUACCUUAAUCUUCCAGCUUUACAUUGUGUAUUAGUGUUCUAUUGCUGCUGUAACAUAAUGAUGUAAAGCAAUAAUAAAUUGCUACUUUAUAGUUCUGGAGAUCAGACCUCCAAAUAGGGUCUCAACUGAGCUAAGAGCAAGAUGUCAGUAUAGCUGUGUUCAGGACAACCUGCUUUUUCCAGCUUGUAGAAGCCUUUUGUCUCCUCUUCCAACUUGAAAGCCAGCAACAUUAGUCGAACUCCUCAUGCUCCCGAAUCUUUGAUUCUCCUACUCUGCUCCCC